This is a messenger RNA of Cavia porcellus (domestic guinea pig), 21028 nucleotides long. RefSeq names its product liprin-alpha-1-like. The record is from RefSeq and is a predicted model, not a curated record. The transcript is spliced from 21 exons. Lineage: Eukaryota; Metazoa; Chordata; Mammalia; Rodentia; Caviidae. Bases 14605 to 16056 code for a protein of 483 amino acids. Gene Ontology annotation, biological process: synapse organization. Gene Ontology annotation, cellular component: presynaptic active zone.
GGGAGGUGUAGGUCUGAGGGGGAGGGGCUCGCGGGUCAGGGGGUCCAGAACCCCGGAGAGAGAACCUGCACCGGAGGUGUUCAGGAUCCCAGAGGGUGGCGUAGGUGGAUGGGGUCCGAGUGGAGAGGCGGGGAUCAGAAGUGCUGGGGAAGAGGUGGGGGCCUGAGAAGGGGUGAAGGUCGGAGGGCGCUGUGUGUGGCUGUCGGGCCUUGCGCGGGAGUUCGGGAUCGGCCAUGCGCGCCUGAGAGAAGUUUGUAAAUGGGGUCAGUUGAAAUGCUGCAGCGCAGGGGAGCUGGGAAUCUCGAACAGGCCCUCCCUCCUGGGUGUGUGCCAAGGCACCAGAAAGGUGCUUGGGUGUGUUUCGCUUCAGUGUUUCGGUGGAUGGGAUAGGUCUGGCACCAGAGCGACCUUAGCCGCCCAGCUGGAGGGUUUGGGUGGGAGGGGCCCUGUUGGGGCCACUGGAGGCGGAAUUUCUGUUUUUGGCCAUGCACCUGAGGUGCCUGCAGGAUAUGCUCAGUUUUGACUUGGCUGGGCGUUCUGUCAGGAGUGUGACCCAGGAGACCCUAACAGCUGAUGCAGAUAGCAGUUCUGUCCAGCUGGCCUUGCCAGGCUAGGCUAGGCUGUGGAGAGGGAGGGCUGACUAGUCCAUUUCUGAACUACAGUGAGUCACCCACUCCAGGGCCUUGAGUCAGUGCUCCUUCUCUCUCUGAGUAGGGAAUGUAUGUCAGAAGAAAUUGAAGAAACAAGGAAGCAGCCUUAGGUUUUAGGGACUUUGAGGUAUGCAGGAGUAAAGAGCUGGGGGAUACAGAGCUGUUGCUCAUAUCAGGUCUCCAGUAAUUGUAAGUUUAUCCUGUCUAAUGAUGACAUCCUUUUUUUUUCCUUUAGUGCUGGAGUUUUUUAACCUGGGGCCUUGAGCAUGCUAGGCAAGUGCUCUACUACCUCCCCAGCCUUAAAAACAUUUUUUUGAGACAGGGUCUUGCUAAGUUGUGCAGGCUGGCCUUGAAUUUGAAAUUCUGCUUCAGCCUCCCCCCUGAGUAGCAGGACUACAGGCAUGUGCCACUGUGACUGUUGAAAGCUGACUUUUUAUGGGACCUGUUUUUAAAGCAUUUUACAUUUAGAGUAAGCAGACUUUGUGAUUCAGACAUUUGACCUACCCCAUGCAGUAGGUGCUCUGGCAUGUGGUUGAAUGUGUGCUUCUUUACUAGUGCCUUUAGUGCCCUGAGUCGCACUGUUCCUUGACCUGGGCAACUGAUAGCAGCAGACUGAAUGCCCAUCAGCUUGUGUUUCACUGGUGUCUGUGCCAAGCAAAGCCACUGCUCUCUGCUUAGGCAUGAACCCAAAAGUAUGUGCUCUGUUAUAAGAGGCUUCCUCUGAGUAAGAGUGGGCCUUGUGACAUCUACUGUGGCUUCAACAGAUGCUUUUUUGCUCCUUUUUGGCUUUUUUCUGAGCUGUCUGCAGUGAAGUUCAGGGAAAGCCGAUUCUGAAUGGAUGCUUUUACCCCAUCUCUUACAGCAUUCUUUCCUAGCAGAGUUUUUCACCCUGUUUAUUCAAGGCAGGAUUAUUUUGUCUCUCUACACUCUGUGUGUGGGGGGGGCUUUUUUUUUUUUUUUUGCAAGAGAAGUUUGUAUUAAUGGUGUUUGGUGACAGUCUUAUCUUUGAGCAGUAAUUUUUUGUAACAGUUUUAAUGAAAUAUAAUUUGCAUGCCAUACCCUCACCCAUUCAGAGUGUAUAAGUCAGUGGUUUUCAUUCUAUUCUGAGAGUUGUGUGGCCCUCAUCGCUAUGCACUUUGGAACUGUGUCAUUAAUUCAGCAAUCCUAGACUGGCUGCUCCUGUUGUCCCAGCUACUCAGGAGGAUGCAGGAUUGCUUGAGCCCAGCAGUUGGAGGCCAACCUGUGCAACAUAGCCAGAGCCGUUCUUUAUGUUUUUCAAAAGAAACCCUGUACCCCAGCCAUGUUUCCCAGUCUCCCCUUCCUCUAGCCUGGGGCAACCAUUAUUGUACUUUUUGUCUCUGUAGGUUUGCCAACUCUAGAUGUUUCAUAUAAAUGGAAUCAUAUUACUGUAUGUGGUCUUUUGUGUCUGGCUUCAUUCACAUUGUAGCAUGUAUUAUAACUUCAUUCCUUUUUGUGGAGGAAUGCUAUUCCACUUGGUAACUAUAUCACAUUUUAUACAUCUGUUUGUCUGUUGAUGGAUUUUGGAUUGUUUCCACUUCUUGGCUAUUAUGAAUAAUGAUGUUGUGAAUAUUCAUGUACAAGUCUUUAUAUGAACUUGUGCAUUGAUUUCUUUUGAGUGUAUACUUAGAAGAAGAAUCUCUAUGUCAUAUGGUAGCUGUUUAACCUUUCCAAGAACUGCCUGUUUUCCAUUUCCACCAGGACUGAAGGAGGGUUUCUAAUUCUCUUAUUACUAUUUUUUUUUGAUGCAAUGUUGGGGAUUAAACCCAUCCCAUGAGGGCCUCACAUAGCUAAGCGUCUUCUGUACCGCUGAACUACAUCCCCAACCUCCCCCUGGGGCCCUGCCCCACUUUUUUUUUUUUUUUAAUAAGAUAGGAAUCUCUUUGUCUUGUCCAGGCCAGUAUUGAACUCCAAACUCACAUGAGCCUCCUGCCUGAGCAUUUGGAAUGCUGGACCUAGUGGGCUACUGUGCCCAGCUCCUUUAUCUGUUAUUAAAUGGGGGUGUGUAUCUUUUCUUAUUAUGGAAUUAAAAGAAUUCUUUAUAUAUUCUAGAUAUAUAGUUUGAAAAUAGAUUUCUCUCAGUGAGUCAGUCAUCUUUUCACUUAUGUCUUAAGCAGAGUUUUAACUUUUGUCCAGUCUGUUUUGUUUUUCUAUAUAAUUUUGGUGUUACUUCUAAGAAACUGUUGUCAAAUUUAUGGUCUCAAAAAAUUAAACCGAUUUAAGACAUGCAUUUAUUUACUUACUUAUUUAUUUGUGCUGGGGAUUGUACCCAGCGCUUUGCACAUGCUGGGUAAAGGCUGCACCACUGAACUACAUCCCCAGGCCUAAAUUAACUUUUGUGCAUGGUAUGAGGUGGGGGUCCAGAGUCUUUCACUUUGGAUUAGAAGUUCAUUUUCCAGUCAGUUGUUUUUUUGAGCUUUGAAACUUAACAUGCUGAUAGGAUAAUAAAUGAGUGUAGGUUUCAGCCCAUCACUGGCUGCCCUUGGGGAGAUUCUUUUUGUUAGUACACAUUUGCAGUGAUGACAUUCAACACAGGGAUUUAGUACGUGUGCAUAACAUAUCUUAAUUCUUUUUUUAACUUGCUCUUUGGGUAGAUUUUUGAAGAUGCACCAUGACUAUACUUACAAUGUAGUAGCCAGAAUGUACUAAGCAAUCCACAGGGACUGCAGAAAGAGAAAGAGCAAUAGCUGGGUCAGGACCUAGGUAGGAAAGUGAAGGCCAGUCAGGACCACACUCUCUUUCCUGGGUGGAGAUCUAAGCGCUGGUUCAGGUUACUCUGCUAGGACGUUUCAUUUUCCCCACAGUGUGUUCCAUGGAGCAGUGUGGUGCCCAUUGAGGCUGAUGUGUGCUCUUGGGGACUAGGUUGUGUGUUGGUGGACUGGCCAGCAUGGGAGCUGAAUUCCUGUUCCCUGUUCAGGAACUGUGUGGUCACUGGGAGUGCAGUCUGCUUCCUGUGGGCUCCAUCUCUGCACACGUCUCUCAUGUGGCUCAUGUGACAGACAGUACCUAUAACACUGGCCUUUCCUCCCAGGCUCAUCACGGAUCCCUUCAGAGAAUGUUUCCCUUAAAUCACUUAUAAAAACUAACAAUAAUAGAACUGUAUUGUUCUUAGCAGCAUUGUGAAUUAGAAUAAAGAAUGGAAAGGUACCAGGAUUAUAGCAGACAGGAAAUGCAACUAAGGCAGUCAUUUCUGUUUCCAUUAAGUAAUGCUGUGUAGUUGUCUUUUGAAACAUGUCACUUUUAAUUUUUUUUAAAUUUUUAUUAGUAUACAUUUGCAAUACACAGUGAUGACAUUCUUCAUGGGCAGUUGGUGCAUGUGGGUAACAUCUAAAUUCUUUUUAUGCGCCCCCCCAAUCUUUAUUAAGUUCCUAUGUUGAGCUUUUUAAUUAGUAAGAUGAAGAUCUUCCUAAAACCUUUUUAUGCUGGGGAGGAUUCCUGAGGUACUCUACAAAGCUCUGGAAAGAUAGAUUUUCCCAGAGGGCCUGGCAGCAGAUGUCUGUUUUCACCCUUAAUCUUUUUAUAGACAGAAGCAUUCCAAAUGUCUGGACACUCGGUGUUGGCUUAUUGUGUUUUAAGUAGAGUUUUGCAAGCAGCGAUUCAUCACUUGGGAAGAAAGUGUUGUGUAUUGUGAACUUUUUAAUGUUCUUUCCCCGGGGUCCUAAGGGUAAAACCACUUUACUGAAAAGGAGUGGGAAGUUGGAGGGAGAAGCACCAACAGUUUUCUGAAAAAAUUUUCAUUGUUGAAAAACAAAAGUCAGGGGCUAGGAAUGUAACUCAGUGGUCGAGUGUUUUCUUAGCAAGUACAAGGCCCUGGGUUUUAGGCUGAGCACUAAAAAAAGUUCAAUUAAAAACCGAAGCCAAGCUGGUUGUGGUGGUACAUGUCUGUAAUCCCAGCAUUACAGAGGCUGGGGGUCACUGUGAGUUCAAGGCCAGCCUGGACUACAUAGCAAGACCCUGUCUCAAAAAAACCAACCAAACAAACAAACAAACUGAAGUCAAAGUUUUAGUGUUGCAUCUGUCUUAGAAAAGGAAAUUGCAGAAAGCUCGGAAACUAGGGGUAGGAGGCCUUUCUCAGGGGAGUCCUUCACCUCUUUCCCUUGUGUUCUGCAUGUGGCAGGAACCACUAGGCCUGAUGGUAUAAAGCCAGGUGGAAGGUCUCCCCUCCCAGCUUGUGAUGCUGGUCUGCAGAAAGAUGAUCUGAUAGGCGUAACUCUUUUCCCUGAUGAAACUGAAAGAGGCAGGCAGCUGACUAUUUCAUCUUCGACUUGGGGUGAAUGGAAGUUUUGCUGGCCCCACAGUGGCUCUUGUCCUUUCCAGUGACUAAACCUGUGGUUCCUGGAUUUCUGCCUCUAGGCAGCUGCCCUGUGGAGGACAGUGUGUUGCUCAGGGCAGGAAGCGGCCAUGCACACAGUGUAAUUUUUCAUCUGUGAAUGGAUGAUUGGGAUCAGACUGUCUGGUCAUGCCUCUCAGUGCUAAGGCUUGUUUAUCUGCUCUUUAAAAUCUGCCAAAGGCAAAUCACAGCCGGGAAAUUCUUUUUAGGGGGCUGGUGGGGCUCAAUACAGUGGCUUCAUGUAUGUUUAUUUAUUUUUAUUAAGUUUAUUGGUAUAGUUUAGAUACACAUGAUGAUCACAUUCAUCAUAGGGACUUUGUACAUGAACAUAGCGUACCUUGAUUCAUUUUUUUCCACAUUCCCCUUGCUUCCCUUCAGCCCCUAUACCCCUCCUUAGCUAUUAGUCCUUUGAUAAGAAACAAUUGGCUAUUUUUUUCCUCACUCUGUGAGUUGUCUCUUUAUUCUGUUGAUCAUUUCUUUUGGUGUGCAAAAGCUUUUUAGUAAGAUGAGAUCCCAGUUGUUGAAUCUUUAUAAUAUUUUCCAUGUGAUUACGUUUUUUUGUUUGUUUUGUUUUAUUUAUUUAUUUAUUUUCUUUGAUUUAGGGCCUUACUGUGUAGUUCACACUGGCCUUAAACUUAUUAUGUAGACCAGGUGGGCCCCUAACUCGUGGUGAUCCUCCUUCCUCAGCCUCCCCAGUGCUAGGAUUACAGGCAUGUGCCUCCACGCAGAGUAAUAGGUUUUGUUGAUAGAGUCUUUUCCUACCCUUGUGUCUUCAAUAGUUCUACCUGUUCUUUCUUCCAGCAGAUUUAGUGUUUCUGUUUUAAUAUUGAGGUCUUUGAUCCAUUUUGAUUUUAACAUCUGGGAAGUUCUUGUCAUGCUUGGGCAUCUAGAGGAGGUUCAAGGUGGUCUCCUUUGAGGGGCAUUGUAUAGGUCCUGCCCACCUGGUGGCAGAUGGGUCUUCACCUAGAGGAGGAGGCAGGAGUUCCAUGUAGAGCUUGAGAGCAGUGCACCAUCAUCCUUCUCACUGCCAUCCGGGAUGUGGCCGUUAGGCCUAGGAGACCUAGAAUGGAAGCUUGGAAGGAGGUUCUCAGGCUGGGAAGGCCUUUUGUCCAAGAAACACAAGCUGCAAGAGCUGUUGUAGUGCUGGAGGAGGGAGGGUUGGAAUUCUUAGUUCAGACUGGAGCACAGCUUUUGUUAGUCUAAUUAAAAAUUAUUUUAAUUGGUACAUCUCUCAGUUACUUUGUAACCUCAAUGAAAUUUUAUGAUUAUUUUCAUUCUCUCUGGAAAAUGCAUCCAUUCUUAAUAAUUGUUUAAAAGCCCUUGAAGGUUUGAAGUUACAAACAGCAUCUUACUGGUAUCUGCAGAUGUGUCAUUGUUCUCUAUAACAACAAACCUUACAGAACCAACUUAAAGUGCUAUGGAUAAAGGUGACUGCUUUCUAAGCCUCCUAACAUAGGAGGAGUUGCAUCUUCUAUGCUGUGCAUUUGCCCCAAAACAUGACAAGGCAGCCCUCUACUAAAUGAUUUGAAACAUUUAUUAAAUCAUUAAAGUACUUGAAAUCAAAGGGUGAUGUUUUUAAAAGAUUUACAACAAGCUGAGCUCUUAAUUCUCAGUUGUUUUUGUCCCUACAGCUGUCAUUUAGGUUUAGUGAUGAUGGAAGGGCAUUUGGUCAUGUGGCUCCUGCCAUGUGUUGCGCUGGCAUCGUGGUAACCCAGAGCCUCAUGCAAUCACAGGGUUUGUUUUGGAAGUGACUGUAUCUAGAGUGGGUGAUGCUGGGUUUAAGGCUGUGUGAUACUGGUUGGUUUGACAGCACCCUAAUCCUAGCAGCCUAGAGUGUAAAAUGGUCAGAAAGAUGCUAUUAAGGCUGCUUGCUUGCUUUUGCUAUCUUCUGCUGCUCUGAACUUUUGCCCCUGUGCCAUGUACAACCCUGUCUCGGAACCAGCUAUGGACUGAAACCUCUACAAUGUGUGAGCUUUCUUCCUUUAACUUUGGGUGUCAGGUAUUUUAUCUCAGCAACAAGAAAAAUAACAAGAUUGGCCACCUGCCGAGCCUCACUGAUGUGCUGAACACUGCCCAAGUGGCCAGACCCAGCAUCUACCAGUCAGCUGUUGGCCAUGAAUAUCAGUUGAAACUUGCUAAGCACUGCUCUCAAGUCGACUCGGUCCGGGGUUUUGGAGGCAAGUUUGGUGUCCAGAUGGAUAGAGUUGACCAGACUAUUCCAAAGGAUUCAGCGGCAAGUACAGGAUGCAGAAAGAUCGGAUGGAUAAAGUAAGGCUGUCCAGCUCCAGGUGUGGAACUUUCUGCCUGCAGGCCCAGGGAUUCCUGCAGCCCCCACUCUGUGUCAGUUGCUGUUUGUAGCUACCAUCAGAGUGCGUCGACCUUUGAAGGUGUGGCACAGGUAUCGUCUGCCUACCAGAGGACUGUCCCUGUUCAAGCUGGAGCAAGCCAGAGCCAAAAAGGAAACACCCCUUGAGUCCCCCACUCCUCAUUCAGCUGAGGAGAGGCAGCCUUCCAGCCCCAUCUAUGAGUCAGACUGCCAGCUGAGGAGUGGGUCACUGUCUCCCUACAGCCCUGGGAUGCAGCCUCCUUGAACGCAGAGAUCCUGCAAGUGAAAGUGAGCCCUAGCAUGUGUACAGUGCAGAGGCCACAAACUACCUUCCCACAGGCCAGCAGUUAGCAGAGCCUGGGCUAUGAUCUGGAAGCCAUCUAGGACACCACCAAACCCUCUGGCCACUAUCAAGCAGAAGAGAACACCUAUGACGAGUAUGAGAACGACCUGGGCAUCACAGCCAUCGCACUUUAGGACUACCAGGCUGCGCGUGGUGACGAAAUCUCCUUUGACCCUGAUGACAUCAUCAGCAACAUAGAAAUGAUGCAUGAGGAAGGCUGGCAGCACAGCGUGUGCAAGCGCCUGUACGGGCUCUUCCCGGCCAACUAUGUGGAGAUGUGGCAGUAGGCGGCCCGCCUGCCCUGCGGGCCUGUACAGAAUCACACUUCAGAUCAUGCCUUUGCUGGUUUGGGGUUUUGGGUUUGUAUUUUUUGUUCUGUUUUCUGAGGGUGAGGAGGGAAAUAUACAUAUUGAUUUUAUAUUUAAUACUUCUACUGAUGCUUUUGAAAAUGUUGAUGCCACAGAAUGUGCUAAUAAAUUGUAAUCAUGUUCCCUAGGAGGACUUUGGUGAUUGUUUUUGAACUUUUUUUUUUUUUUUUUUUUUUUUUUUUGCCAAAUUGCCUUGUCAUGUGUAGCCACUUCAGGUACCUGUGGCUCUCCUGAGGUCAGCAGUGCAUGUUGUCUGUAUGUUUGUCAUGACUGUUGGGUCUCCCAGGACUGAUGUCCAUGUCUGCAGCUCUGGGAGUGGCUGACUACAUAAGCUCUGUGGGGCAGCAGUGUUUGGAAGUGGAGGGAAGACCCGGGUCAAGAGUAAGACUGGUGGGAACCCCUGGAGGGGUGCUGGCUCCCCUGUCAGGUGGGACACCCCCACAUCUCAUCCCAUGUGACCCAAGGUUGUGCGAGGCUUUCUCCUGUGCCCCUGUCUUAUCCCUAUCUCCAUGGCUCUCCUGACCCCUGACUCCUGCCCUGCUAGGUGUCACCACGUCCUUCCACUGUUCCCUCACUGCUUGUCUUACACACUGGCCCACAGUGAAGGGCCCUGGGCUUAGAGGUGAGCUUAAAGCUAGUGUUGGGCCUGGGUGCCACCCAGGGCUGCUCCCAUGGCUGUCUGCUCAUGCAGGGGGGGUGACAUGUGUGGCUGGAUGGCCCCCAGUUGGGGGAGACAGGUACCUUGCUGUGGACUGCCAGAAGGACGCCCUCAUCAGGGGGUUGUGCAUUUUGCCAAAAUCUCGUGUUUAGUUAUUAAAAUGUGAUUGAGUUGGCUAAAAUACGACUGGGAACAAGCAAGUGUUCCUUCCCGUUGUGCCACGGUGGUCUCUUUAAGCCACUCUGUCCAUACUGCCUGCUACUUGCAGGGGGAAUACCUGUCCUUCCUGAGACACCAGGGCCAGUCUUGUUGGUGCACAUGAUUGGGGGACAGAUCCACGGAAAUGUUAUGACUGUUGGGGACACUUGGCGGUUCUGAUGUGCAUGUUUUCUCUCUGGAAGUGAUUUCUGCAGUCUUGCUUUUCCCACUAUUAGGUUGGGUUUUACAUACAACUUAACUGUAUCUGGAUUUCUGUAGUAUACCUCAUACGUAUGAUUUUUUAAAAAUCAAAUAUUCCGAAUAAACCUUUUUUUUUCUUUUUUUUAACUGAUUUGCUGUGUGAUUUGCUUUGAUACUUGGUCACUUUGUUCUGCAGUUGAAAGUGCCUUUGUGGGUGUCAGUGUCCUGCAUUCCGUGAGAGACCUGGCCUGGACCACCCUCCAGCCAAUGUGCCAUCCUGCUGCUUCUCAGGUGAAGCAAAGUCCCCUUCUCAAGGGCACGUUUUAUCACCUGAAAUGCAUCCUCAAAUCUUUAUUUGAAGGAAGUCUCCAAUCAGAACAGAAAAUGCCAUAUUUAACAAUCACUUCUGAGCUGCAGCUCUCAAAAUGAAUCCUUCAGUGGUUGCCGUGUAGUCAGAGGCAUUAGUUUCCUUCAGCUCACACACCUCAGGGCCUGAAGGAAGUGCUGAGCCUGGGCAGAGGAGCUGGUGUCUGCAGCAAGGGCCUGGCUCCUGGACCUGCCCUGGGCUCUGGCCAGUCUGCUUUAAAAGGAACAAUCAUGGAUGAGGGACUAGCCACCUCUUUGGAAACCCCCAGGGCAGUGGCAAGGGAGCUGGUGCUCCCUCCAAGGUGGACAGGCAGACCUUCCUUCCUGGGCAGCUCCCAGACCCAGUGCCAGCACAAGAGGGCUUUGAACCUUUGGGAAAAGGCACUCUGUUAUACCUGGAAGCAAGGGAAGCACAAUGCAAAUCAUAGCUGUGCAACGCUUUUAUGUUCGUGUUGUUUGCAGGAGCUGAGAGUAGCUUACUGCAGCCAUAGUCCUGGUGUAGGGACAGGCCCAGAACCCUGAGCUUUGGGCACUGUCCUUGCUGUCUGGUGAGGUCCCUUGACUCUUCCUGCCAGCAGGAGCCAGGAGCAGGGCUUGAAAACCUGGUUCCACUCAUACCCUGCCUGCUGGGCCCUCCUGUGGAAGCCCAGCUGAAAAGCCCCUCCAGCCUCUGAGCUGGCAGCAGCAUCCCCAGUGCCCUGCCUUGCCUCCACCUUGAUAGCAGAACUUUGUCAGUGUUGCUUGUGUGAUACAAUCCUGAGAGUCCAUCUCUCCUCCCACAAAAAAUUUGGUGCAUCAAGGGGUCCCCAGUGUGGAGAUUCUCAUGUAUGACUAUAGUUUGGGGGUGGGAGAAGGGAACUGUCUACCAGUGAAGCUGCUGCUACCUGUUGGAGAGGGUGGGCAGAUCUUGAACUCGGGUGUGACAUGAUAGGGGAUAUAUGGUAACAGUGUUUCCAUUGCCCACUGUUUACCCAUUUGCUCUGUGACCAUAGAUGUGGCAGGGGCCUUGCAGACCCCGGACACAAAGUGGACAGGUCCCUUUCCAUUUUGCUGAGUCAUACAUCUGUAAUUCUUAAGUUUGAUCUCAAGGACCCCUUUAGUCUGAGGAACAACUCGGGACUGGGUUUCUGGGCCCCUUUGUGCUCUCAGCCACUGGAAGCUGGAGGUCAGAGGUUAGCAGGCUUUUCUCUGUUGAGGCCCAGCCAUGAGGAGUGAUUUCAUGGUAUGGAGGCAGCAAGGGUCUCUGGGAAGCACUGCAGUUUCUGAUGGCCACUUUGGGCAGCUCUGAAGUGCACACAGAGAAGGAAAACUGAGAGCAGGUGAAACUUCUUGUCUUGUGUGUGGAAGAUACUUUUGCUGGUCCUUGUUCAACCAAAGAUGUCCAGAAAGGGACUGUAUGGGAAGUUAACGGAGCAUGUCCCGGGUGCUGUCCCUGCAUGUGGAAUGACUGGUGAGGGAGGGCUCUGGUGGGGAACAGCUGGUUCCACCUUCAUUAUUACCUCCAGCUACAGAUUGUGUAACCAAGAAGAGAACACAGGUGCCCCAGAGCUGUGCCCUGUGCUCUUGCACCCUGCAGACGCUGGUAGAGUGGGCAGGUGCUUUGCCUCCUACACUGGCUUGCAGAUAUUCAGCUUCUUUAUCUGAGGAGGAUUAAAAACAGCCACCUCAACUAGCUGAAGUGGCACACUCUUGAAGCUGAGACAGGAGAAUUGCUGAAAGUUUGAGGCCAGCCUGAACUAGAUAAUGAGUCCUCGUCUUCCAAAAACCAAAAGACAAGACAGCUCUCUCUCUCUAGUCAGGUGCUUGCUAGAAGCAUUUCACAUGCUCAAGUGCCAGGACACACCUUCCCAGCUGGAUGGGCCAGGCACAGUGUCACAUGCCUUUGGUCUCAGCACUUUGAGGCUUGCCUGAGCCCAGACAAUCCAGGCCAGUCUAGGCAACAUAACAAGACCCAGCUCAAAGCAACAACUGCAUGGAAUGAUUUGAGCAUGUAUUGCAAUGUGAUACAGUGAUACAUUGAGUAACUGGCUUUUCUGGAGACACCAAGAUGCCUUCAGGUCCUUGCUUCCAUCCGGUGUUGUGAAUUCUGUUUUUUCUUCUUUCUUCUGACAUUUUCUGCCACGGAAACAGACCCCUUGCUUUUGAUUAUGAUUGUGAAGGUGAUGCCAUGUAAGGAAUAUAGUCAUUCAAGUACAGUAAACACAGGCUGCGUGGUGAGGUUGUUUUUCCCCCAACAUUAUCAUUGUUACAAUAGUGCUUAUUCAAUGAACAUUUAAAAAUUCCAUGAGCCAGAUAGCUCAGUUGUCAUUUCUGCUCUGUAAGAUUUCCCAUAAACAAGCCAUCUAGAUUUAAUGUGGUUAAUUUCUCUGUUAAUGAAACUUCCUCCUAGUAAAUAAGGAAAUCCCACCUCUCAGGUGCACUGUGAGACUCAGUAGGCCCAGGGUGCUUUUCCAGGCAGAACAGUGACUUCCCACAGAAGCCCACCUUGUCAUCCCCGGGAUUUGUGAGAAUGUCCUGUCUGGCACGGGAGAAUUCGGUUGCAGAUGGAAGCAGGAAGAGGGCGCGGAGGAAUCAGUGGUUAAGGGGGCAGAGCUUCAGUGUGGGAAGAUGAGGACAUUCUGGAGGUGGACGUGGGGACAGCUGGUCAGUAGUGUGAGCAUACCUAAUGCCCCCGACCUGUGCACCUGAACAUGGUUCAGAUGGGAAGUUUUGUGUGUGUUUUACCAUAACGAAAAUAUAUCUUGUUGUCUGUUUGCUUUUUGAGACAGGGUCUUUUUCAUAGCUCAGGCUGGCCUUGAACUUCUAUGUAGCUAUCCCAGGCUGACCUUCACCUUGCAGCAAUCCUCCUGCCUCAGCUAGAAUUAUAGAUGUAUGCUGCCACACCCUGCUCAAAACAAACUUGUCCAACAGAGAUUAGAAAUUUCUGAGUCGACCCAGCAUAAUCCAAAGGGGUCUUCAAGAGGCAAAGGGAGGGGCCUGGGGAUUUAGCUCAGUGGCAUAAGCACCUGCCUUGCAAGCAGGCAGUCAUGAGUUCGAUCCCCAGUACCGAUAAAAAUGAAAAAGAAGCAAAGGGAGGCUAAGAGCUCAGAGUCACCGUGGUGGGGUGGGAGAGGACCUUGACUGUUACUGCCAGCUCUGAAGUUGAGGAAAGUGGACAGAAUCCACAAGUCCCUCCAGAAACUGGAGGCAGGAGGAAGUGGAUUUUCCACUGGACCUGCAGAAAGGAAGGCAGCCUGGCCAUACCGUGUCUUUAGCUCAGGAAGACCCUUGCCAGAUCCAGACCUACAAAACUGAAGGGACACUGUUUCUUUAGGUUAUCAAGCUUGUGGUGUCACCAGAGUCUCCACAGACCAUCCAGUCUUCAUUACUUGGUGGUUGGCAUGGUCUGUGUCUGACCACAGAGUCCCUUUCUCCACUAGGUGACUGCUGGGUGCCCAGAAGGUGCUUUGCUUGAUAAAUGAUGCAAACCUGAUGGCAUGAAGAAUCAAGGGACCCACGUUUGGUGAUUUCUCCAUGUGAUGUUUCCUCCCACUUUUCUGUGGUGCAGGAUACAGAACCAGGACCCUCACACACGCUCUAGUCAGGCACCCUGACACUGAGACACACUCCCAGACUCCUCUCCUCAAGUUUUAAUUGGCAGGAUCAAAAUUUGUCUAUAUUUAUGAUUGGUAACAUGCUACUUGUUUUUGUUCCUUGGAUUUUUGAGACACUUUUGCUCUGUAGUUCAGGCUGUCCUUGAACCCACAGCAUUCUUGCUUCAGCCUCCCACGAGCUGGGAACAGUGGUGUGUGCCACGUCGCCCAGUCUGUCACAUAUUUUGAUAUGUGUACACACUGCAGAACAGCUAAACUGAGCUAAUUCACGUGUGUUAUCGCUUGGGGUUAUUUUUUCUUCGUGAUGACAACUCUUAAGUCAACUGAACCCUUUUUGCUUUUCAAGAAUGGUUUUUGUUUUAUAUUGCAAUGUUUAAAAAGACUGCGAGCAAGAUAAGGAGCGGGAGACUGAGGCAGGACGGUUGGAGCUGGCCAGGGGCCACCCGCCAAAUGUCACCUGGGGGUGGGCGUGGGCGGGGUCAAAGCUUCAGCGCUUGGCUGGCGGUUGGUCCUGCGCUGGCGGUUGGUCCUGCUCGCGGCUAGCAGGACCCCCUAGGUCUCGAGGGACGGAUUCUAAACCACUGUACAUUGCCCAGGAGACCCCAGUGAUGGCACUGUGGACUCGCCUGUAUGGCCGCAUCCUGGAAAGCUCUAGGGUAAGUGGGGCCAGAACUUGUACAGCACCCGGUGAGGUGCUAGAAAUCAUCGUGGUCAGGUGUGCGGUCGCGGGGAUCUCUUGCUGGAGGGUCGCACCUGCCUGGGGUACUACCUGGAAGUCUUCAGCGAUCCCUGUCGCCCUCAUUAGGCCCGUCUGUCUAUGUGACACACUUAAUAGCCUCUCAUAAUCGUACCUCUCACCUUUCCUUCCUAACCGUUCUCCACUGUACUGACCUGCUGUAUUUCCAUUGUGAAGCCUUCUUUUUUUUUUUUAGCUGUAAACUUAAGUUACGUUGACUGAACAGCCACUGCAGUCCUUGAAAAACAUCUCUCUUGAGCCAUAGCGAAUCCAAUUCCUUUCUGUGUUCACUAAAUUCAGCCCAAGAAUUCAGGCAGGCCUUCCCAGGAGCUGACUGCACACAGUCAAUAAGAUGUAAGAUGUAAGAUGCCUGUUGGAUUUUGUACUUGUCAGUUUUCCUGGCUGUAUACUGCUUCUGUGCUUUUCCUGAAAAAGGAUUAAGUGGAAUGGGCCCCUACCAGGAAAUAGAAAAAACUAGGUAACAGAAGCGCACUUGUUUUCAAAACUAAAAAGUUUGCUUUUGCAAACAAAACCUCACAUGGUUUGCUCUAUUCUUUAUAGGAGAAAUAAGUAGCUCUCUUUGGGCCUUACAUCUUCCCAGCGUUGUUGUCUUCUUUAGUGUCUUCAUGUGGUGGCUUUCUGCAUUUAAUGGGUGCCUGGGUGUAUCUUCACAGAGUAUUUGCAUCCAAAGAAUAACAGAUCUGUGAAUAAAGAGAUUGUCAGCUUUCCUUUAUUAGCUACAGAUACUCAUAAAGUUGUAGAUUUGUGGGAACCUGUAUUUUCCGUAUAAUGACUAGUCCUGUGUUUUUGUUCCAAAAUGAUGUGUGAGGUGAUGCCCACCAUCAGUGAAGAAGGCCCUUCAGGAGGAAGUGAAAGCCAUGGAUCUGGCUGCCCUUCACAACCAGAUGCAGAUUCCCAUCAGUCCAUGCUAGAAGAAACACACCUUGCUCAGAGCACAUUGAUAGAGACUCAAGAAACAUUGGCGUUGACCCAGGGGAAAUUACUCGAGGUUGGUCAUGAGAGAGAUUCAUUGCAGAGACAACUCAAUACUGCGCUUCCACAGGAGUUUUCAACGCUUGCAAAAGAGCUCAACAUUUGCAGGGAACAGCUGCUUGAGAGGGAAAAAGAAAUUGCCGAACUGAAAGCAGAAAGGAACAACACGAGGCUGCUCCUGGAACAUCUGGAGUUCCUUGUCUCCAGGCAUGAACGCUCUCUUGAGACGACUGUGAUGAAGCGGCAGGCGCGGUGUCCUGCAGGUGUGUCCACUGAGAUGGAAGUGCUAAAAGCACUGACAUCCUUAUUUGAGCACCACAAGACCCUGGACGAAAAGGUGCGAGACCAAUUACGUGUAGCACUGGAAAGGUGCAGCUUGUUAGAAGAGGAACUGGGCGCCACACACAAGGAGCUAAUGACUCUUAAAAAACAGAAUAAUCAGAAAAAAUCACCAAGAGAUGGAGUGCUUGACAUAAACCACGAACAAGAAGAAACACCAAGCACUAAUGGAAAGUUGCUAGCUUGCAGAGAAGAACGAGAUGACAAGACAACGAUAAAAUGUGAAACUUCCCCUCUCUCCUCUCCGAAGUCCCUUCGGCUAGACAGGCUGCACACAGGGGCGUUGCAAAUAGUCAGCCACGAGGACAUCAGGGACGUGCAAAAAUCAAAAAGUGCCCAGGAUGGUCCUGUGAGCAAUCCCAGUAGCAGUGACAGCAGGCAGGACUCGCCCCACAAAGCCCCAAAGAAGAAGGACAUCAAGUCCUCCAUUGGUCGUUUGUUUGGCAAACAGGAAAAGGGUCGGCCUGGACAAACUGGCAAAGAAUCACCAGGACAAGAAACCUCAUCUCAGGAUGCGUUCCGACUUAGCAAAUUGGGAGGAAAGGCUGAAAAAAAUCGAAAAUUUCAAAAAAACUCAACAGGCUCCCAGGAUGGUCCUGUGAGCAUUCCCAGCAGCAGUGACAGCAGGGAGGACCCACUCCACAAAGCUCUAAAGAAGAAGAGCAUCAAGUCCUCCACUGGUCGUUUGUUUGGCAAAAAGGAAAAGGGUCGGCCUGGACAAACUGGCAAAGAAUCACCAAGACAAGCUGUUGUUUCUGAAGCCAAAAACUCAUCUCAGGAUGCCUUCCAACCUAGCAAAUUGGGAGGAAAGGAUGAAAAAAAUCGUCAACUUCAAAAACACUCAACAGGCUCCCAGGAAGUUCCUGUGAACAAUCCCAGUAGCAGUGACAGCAGGCAGGACGCGCUCCACAAAGCCCCAAAGAAGAAGAGGAUCUAGUCCUCCACUGGUCGUUUGUUUGGCAAAAAGGAAAAGGGUCCGCCUGGACAAACUGGCAAAGAAUCACCAAGACAAGCUGUUGUUUCUGAAACGGAAAAUUCAUCUCAGGAUGCCUUCCAACUUAGCAAAUUGGGAGGAAAGGAUGAAAAAAAUCAUCAACUUCAAAAACAGUCUCACUAUGCAGUUCAGGCUGGCUUUGAGCUCACUUUGUAGCUCAGGCUGAUCUCAAACUCACAAUGAUCCUCCUGCCUCAGCCUCUCAAGUGCUGGAAUUACAGGCAUGCACAACCACAUCCAGCUACUUUGAGCAUUCUUGAUGUAAUAAAAAACUGUUCUGUGAAUACAGAGUACAGUUCAACACUUUGGUCCUUUCUCAGAAAUACAGUACUUCUUGUGAUGAGCCCUAACUUGGCUGUAGGCCAUGCUCCUUGCCGCUGAACCACUAGCCUAUCACAUUGACUGAAGGAGGGUUCCCAGGACUCAGUGCACAUGUUGACCAGCUGAACUCAUGCUCUCUGAGAAUUACUGGAAGAAUUUGAUGCUCUGCUGACACUUGAGGUGCUCAGUAGUCAAUGCAACUAUCAGCAUGACUCAAACUGGAGUCCGUUCAUCAGCUCAUAGAAUGCUGUGUGAAGUUUCAAAACAUGGAUCUCCAACUCACCUUUGUCUUUGUAGUGCUCUCCUUCCGGUUGCGUGGCAUUGUGGUGCAUUUGCUCUGGGAAGUUGGUUACACAUGGAGUCAUACUCAGUGGUACUCUGAAUCAUAUAGUGUAGAGUGCUGGUGUUACCAGCUUUGGGUUCUCUGCUAAACUUCCCAAGAGUAUAUUUCUGUUUGGUGAGAAAAGUUGCUUCCAUUCCUCACUUGUCAAAACAACACACUGGUCCCCAGUAUUCUUCCUCACAGUGUGACUAGCAUGUGAAAUGUGAGCCUGAGCUGCAGCCAUGAGAAAGGGUCUCCUUAGCCCUUGUACAAGACCCCUGAAGUUGAAAAGUGUCCCAUCUCUUGGGAAUACAGUCAUGUAUUUACUAUGGAGAGUUAAAGUUCUUGCUAUAUGUCACUUAGAUAAUGUUUAUUCUGCAGAAACUCGCACAAGCUUCUUGAAAUGAAGGGCAGCUUUACCAUUGUGCUUUUGCCUACAUUAUAAAAUAUAUCAUAAUUCAUAGAUUACAUGACUUUUUUUGUGCCAGGGAUCAAACUCACAACCUCACACUUGCCAGGCAGGCCCUUAAGCUGCUGAGCUAAAUCCCUGGCCUUCACGUAACUUUUAUUUUACGCAUUUGUUCCCCAGAGAAUUUAGUGUAUUUUGGUCUGAGAGACUACGGCUUAGCUGUAGAACACUUUCCUAGUAUGCUAAAGCCCUGAGCUCCAUCAUUAGUAUGACGGAAUCUAAAAUAGCUGCCUCCUCCAACAAUAUGUAUGUAUGUAUGUAUGUAUGCAUGUAUAUACAUGUUGGUGCUGCAGAUCAAACAUAGCACCUUGUGAGUGCUGGGCAAGUGCUUUACUAAUGAGCUACACUCAGCCCCCAGUCUCUAAUUUAAAGGCAGGAAUGUUCCCAUAUCAGUUUGCAUUAGAGCAGAUAUUCUGUGUGUGUGUGUGUGUGUGUGUGUGUGUGUGUGUGUGUGUGUGUGUUGGUUUCUUUUCCUUUCUUUUCCUUUUUUGGUACUGGGGAUCAAACUCAUGCCCUUGCACUUGCCAGGCAGGUGCUAUGCUGCUGAGCUAAAUUCCUGGCCUCCUUUUCUUUUUUUAAAAAAGGGUCUCACUGUGUUGUUCAGGUUGGCCUUGAAAUCACUGUGUAACCCAGGCUGACUUUCAGCUCAUAGCAAUUCUCCUGCCUCAGCUUCCAAAGUGUUGGGAUUACAGGUAUGUACCAUCAUCCUGGCAUUAGAGCAGAUAUUAUAAAAAUCAACCCUGGUGUCUAGUGUUUGGUUCUAUGGGAGAAACUAUAAGCUGAAGCAAAGAAGCUCUGACAAUGUCAGGAACAGAACAAUCUAGUGCCCAGCCACCUUCUGCAAAGGGCCCCAGCUUGGCCUGCCUCUCACAUCAAUUGGGAUACGAUAUCUCACAGCCCAGGGAGCAAGCAAAUAUCAGAAGAAACCAAAGGGGUUUUCUUCUGGAGUUGAUGGAUAUGACACAUCAACAUCUAGGAUUACUGACAUAUUAUUCAGAUGCCCUUGGUGGCUAUUCAGUGUGGACAGAUGAUGGACAUUCUGCAGAGUAUGCCCCCCCCCACUGGUUACUAUGUUUUUAUUUGCACUUUUUAAAUUUUUCCUUUUUUUCCCCCUGGGAGUGGCUCCUUAUGUAGUCCAGACUAGCCUUGAACUCAUGGUAAUCCUCUUGCCUUCAUCUCCCACAUGCUGGAUUAUAGAUGAUGCCACCAUACCCAGCUUGAUUACCUUGCUUGAAGCUUUGGGGCUCAGAGCUGGAAGAGUUAUUAUUUGGGAAGUUGAGCAAGAAAAGAAUGAAUGUUGCUAAAGCUUAAAUGUUUGCAGCUUUAGUAGAGGGGAAGGAAAUAGGUGGUUCUCCUAUUCCAAACUAAUCAUAUGGGUAGACUGAUAACCUUACCUAAGUGGAUAGUCAGGUAGGUGAGUAAACACUGUGAAGCCGUUUAGUUCUUGGAGGUCACAGAUUUGGACAAAUGGGUGUCUGUACUAAGUAUGUGCAGUAGCAAGCAAAAGAGAUUCCACCUCCAGCACUUUGGUGAGGGACGUUGUAUCUGUACUGAAUACAUGCAGAUGUUUUUUCUUGUAUCUCCUAAAGAGCAAACUACUAUUCCCAUAGCAUUGCCACUGUAUUAAGUGUAAGUUAUCCAGAGAGGAUGCAAAGCAUCUAUGCAGGGACACAUGCAGGUUCUACAAAUAUGAUGUAUUUUCUACCAGGGCCCGAGCAGCCAUGGCUCUUGGGAUCCUUGGGGUAAAUUCCCUCAUGAAAGCCAAAUGCCUCAGUGACUCCACACUGGUCUGACCCACAUAACAGGGGAUCCAAAAACAUGGAAGAUUUUAUUCACAUGAGACUGGCACCUUCACUGUGAAGAGCAGCCCGUCUAACCCUGUGCAGUAACAGCACACACUAGAAAGGGAUAAACACAGAGAAACAAAGACACAUGAGGGUAGAAUGGGCGGGGAGAGCACAUGUGAAAGAAGCACUGAGGGAGAAAGUGGUGGGGAGGGAAGGGCAGGUGUCGGUGUCGCUCCCGGCCGGCAGGAAAGACACACGACAAGGUCUGGCAGUGGCUAAGUCUUUCUUUAUUUUCCUUCUCUGCACAGUCUGCCCCGGGAUUCUUCCCGGCCAAAGCCUCUACCGGUCCGCUCCCCGCGGCUCCUUUCGUGCUUCUUCUCUACAGUCUGUCCCGAAGCCUCUACCGGUCCGCUCUCCGCGGCUCCUUCCGUGCUUCUUCUCUACAGUCUGUCCCGAAGCCUCUACCGGUCCGCUCUCCGCGGCUCCUUCCGUGCUUCUUCUCUACAGUCUGUCCCGAAGCCUCUACCGGUCCGCUCUCCGCGGCUCCUUCCGUGCUUCUUCUCUCGUGGCGGGAGAGGCACUCACUUUUAUAGGGUUACAGUGGCCAAUCAGUUCAAAGCGCGCGAUGCGGGCUGAUUGGCUAACAUCAGUUGUUGCUAGGCAGACUAUCUUACAGGGCGGGUUGUUUACCAAGCAGGAAGCAGGAGAUAAGCGCCAUCUUAGCACACUCGAUGGGAGGGGUAAUCUAGCUCAGGCUUUGCUCUUUCCUACAGGCCUCACGUCCGCCAAGUAAGGCGACCGGGCUUGGCCGCGGCUCCCAACAGGCAGGGAGAAAGAAAGAGAAGAAACAAAAGAUUAAAACUACUGAGAAACAACAUUCAGUCUAAGAGUCUGCUCAGAGAAAUGAACCUUAGAAGGAAAUGUGAGGUGUGUGUAAGACAUAAGGAGCCCCAGCUUCCACAGGAGAUGCUGGUGCACAUUCUCCAGGAACAGGGAAAACUAUGGUCAAAACUUUUAAAUCACAUGAAGCAAGGCUGCAGCCAGGUAAAAUACACAUAAUGUUCUUAUUUCAAGCUCUUCAAUAGUUUAUUGAUUAUGGAAUCAAAAAGGAAGAAUAUCUUUACCUUAAAGAUAAUGCUUAGGAAAGAGUAAACGGGAACUUAAUGUGAUUUUCUCCCUUGAUUUUAAACACUUUCAUAAAAUGAACCUAUAAAUACUAAGAAGUAUAACAAAAACUAUGAGUUCACUUGAUUUUUGGCUUAUAUCAGUAUAUACAGUGAUUCAUAGAACCUGGUAAGUAAGUAACAGAAACCUUUAAAACUGAAUAGUUACAUCCUUAAGAUGAUUGAAUGUUCAAAUACGAAGUAGCACGUUUUCAGGUAUAUUUUAUGGUUUUUUUUCCCUUCCUCAACUCCCUUUACCUCCAUUAAUUAUAUCAUUUAAAAAAAAACUUUUUAAAAUUUAAAAGCAUAUACCAUUUUCUGGCUCCACAUGAAAAGUUUAUUGUUAGAGUGCAGGGUUAUAAAAAAGCUAAUAAAUUAACAUACUGUGUUUGAUAUGGGAGUUGUUCCACCCUGGAUUUAUUAAAGAACUAAAUAUAUUCUGUACAGACAACUAGUGUAUUAAAAUGCUUUAUCUGUUUAAUAAUUAUUUUAAAACUGGUAUUAAAGCAUAGUUAAUUUUUAAUUUUAAUCUUAAUUUUGGGGGUAAAAGUGGAAGUACUAUGUUGUGUCUUUAGUUUACAAUAUGAAUAGGAGACUUUCUGUCAUCUAUAACCUCAGCAGAAAGUGUGAUUAUAAAAGUUUACACAAAACCCCAAUUCCCCAGACAGACGUGACAUGAAUGGAGCCAGGAACAUAUCCUAUCAGUCUCUGAAAAUAUUGUUUUCCCUCUUAAAUGAUAAGGCAAAAGAGGAAGAAAGCAAAAAUAUAUGAAAAAGAGGACCACUUUGCCUACCUUCAACAAACCUAAUGUUAUAAAACAACAACAAUAAUAAAUUAGUUGGCCAACAAACAAA